Molecule: messenger RNA, 594 nt
Organism: Penicillium malachiteum
Lineage: Eukaryota; Fungi; Ascomycota; Eurotiomycetes; Eurotiales; Aspergillaceae
Product: cupin domain-containing protein
Exons: 1
Coding region: 1-594 (197 amino acids)
Source: RefSeq, a predicted model, not a curated record
AUGAGCUCGAAAUCGACAACACCAGCACCACCAGCACCCACAAUCCAAGAUCAAAUACCCAACAGCCUCCCUAGAGUUACAGCCACAAUAACCACGCAUGACCCAAUUACGCGCAAGGCUAUCUUCCACACGCCUCCAGAAGGUUCGGCCUUGGUUAAAUGGCAUCCACAACUUGCAGAUGGCCAAAUGGCAUUCUAUACCCUAUACCAGACACAGCAAAUCCCCGUCAAGAUACAGGAUGACCUGCAGUACCACGAUGAGUUUAUGAGAAAGAAUCAGAUGGGGCCACCUAUGGUAGUUGAAAAUGGUACUGUCUGUCGCAUGGUUGACUUCGCUCCUGGGUUUACUGCGGUUGAGCAUCGCGCUCUCAGUGUGGACUAUGGGGUAGUGAUCGAAGGUUCAGUUGAACUCAUUUUGGAUUCUGGGGAACUGCGUCAUAUUGAACGGGGAGGAAUGAUCGUUCAACGAGGAACAAUGCAUACAUGGCGAAACCCCAGCAGUACAGAAUGGACUCGAAUUCUUUUCGUAUCGGUGUCUGCAGAACCCACGACCAUCAACGGUGUUACCUUGGAGGAGGACCUGGGAGGGUUGUGA